Fulmarus glacialis (Northern fulmar) is the source of this 528-nucleotide messenger RNA. RefSeq names its product E3 ubiquitin-protein ligase TRIM39-like. The record is from RefSeq and is a predicted model, not a curated record. Gene Ontology annotation, molecular function: protein binding. The transcript has 2 exons. The coding region runs from base 1 to 528 and encodes 175 amino acids. Lineage: Eukaryota; Metazoa; Chordata; Aves; Procellariiformes; Procellariidae.
AUGGACAGAGAAAGGGUGAAGGUGACGCUGGACCCAGAGACAGCAAGCCCGUACCUGAUCCUCUCGAAGGACCGCAAAACCGUGCGGCUGGGAGAUGGACAGCAAAACCUCCCCGACACCCCCAAGAGAUUCACAGGCAGCCCCAGUGUCCUGGGCUCCCAGGGGUUCACGGCCGGGAGGCAUUACUGGGAGCUGGAGGUAGGGAACGGGGACAGUUGGGCCGUGGGGGUGGCCGUGGAGUCUGUGCGGAGGAAGGACUCCCUCAGCAUGGCCAUGGAGAAGAUCUGGGCCCUGCGGCUGGACUGGAAUCGCCAGUACACGGCGCUCCACAUGCCCCCCGCCCCACUGGCACUGAAGGAAGAGCCCCGGCGGAUCAGGGUCCACCUGGACUACGAAGCAGGCCAAGUGACCUUCUACAAUGCGGAGAACAUGAUGCAGAUCUUGCAGUUCAAGGCCACCUUCACUGAGAAGGUCUUCCCAUACUUUUGGCUCUGGUCUCAAGAAACCUACAUCCAGCUGUGUGCCUGA